ACUCUUAACACCAUGGACAUGUUUGGCCCAGGACAACUGGUAUCUACUCUCCUGCCUGCAGUUUUCCAUUCACCUGGAGCUCACUUCUUCAGUGCAUUCCCAACCAGGCUGGGUUCUCCACCUCAGUUUCUGAUCCCGGGCCCCUUCAUCAGCUACGAAUCCUUGAGGAAUUAUCUGCAGCCAGAGCCAUGCAAGGAAGCUUUUCUCCUGGCCACUCAGGCGGUCGGGAUAGGGCCGCUCACAGAGGGCAUAGAUGAACAGAGGCCAGUGAAGCAGCGGCGUGCACGGGCCAACUACAGCAGCUGGCAGCUGGAGGAGCUGGAGAAGGCCUUUGAGACCACCCACUACCCAGACAUCUUCAUGAGGGAGGCCCUGGCCCUCAGACUGGACCUCAUUGAGGCCAGAGUGCAGGUAUGGUUUCAAAACCGCCGUGCCAAGAUGAGGCGACAGCUGAAACUCCAGGGCCAGCUUGCAGGGCCUUUUGUAAAAAGAGACAAUGAUGAAAUGUGUGAGAAAGCCAGCAGGAGUUUGAAGCAGCAGACAGAGAGUUGUGAAGAGGAGCUCUGGGAGAGACGACAGGAAGGAGAGAACUAUCCAUGGACAAAAGCUGCGAGUGCAGCGCUGAGUGUGCGUCUGCAGCCUGCGACCCCAAGGUCGGGGAAGUGGGAGAAGCCGGAGGGGCCGAGCUCAGACGAGCUCCGCUCUUGCAGCAUCGCCAAGCUGAGGGCCAAAGCCAGAGAGCACGAGGCUGAGAUCCACAGCUCCGUAAACAUGUCAGGAGGCGACACAGAGUCCCCAACACAGGAAGAUGAUGCCAUGCACAGUGAUUAA
This is a messenger RNA of Eleginops maclovinus (Patagonian blennie), 831 nucleotides long. Its product is annotated as visual system homeobox 2. Lineage: Eukaryota; Metazoa; Chordata; Actinopteri; Perciformes; Eleginopidae. The record is from RefSeq and is a predicted model, not a curated record. The annotation marks the transcript as partial. Gene Ontology annotation, biological process: regulation of DNA-templated transcription. Gene Ontology annotation, molecular function: sequence-specific double-stranded DNA binding; DNA-binding transcription factor activity, RNA polymerase II-specific. The transcript is spliced from 3 exons.